AUGCUACAAGAGGAUUAUCCUCAAGUGAGUGUACGGGCGAUUCGAUCCAUUGACAAGAGCGUCCCACCCAACGCCAUUCCCCCUGCCACACCCGACGAGAUAUACCAUGUCGACACUCACCCCGAUCCCGAGACUCAGAUGGAAAUUGUACUAUGGGACGACAUCCUCCAGGGAUUCAAGUAUGCGGAGCACGUUCGACACAAGACGAGGGUCCGACAGUUGGAGCUUCAACCAGUGCCACCGCAGGACGACAGCACGAUAAAGGUCAACGCCGCAUCCCAGGAUGCCAUUUCAAUACCCAGUGCUACGUCGAUGCCCAUUACUACGACUGCUACAUCCACGCCCAACUCAAUAUCCUCAUCCAGUGCACCUCCCACUGCAACAUCCGCUGUUCGAUGGAACCCAGUCUACGGUCUUGUAGAGACGGCGAUGGAAAACUACACUCACAUUGACAGAUCCAUUGUAUUCCCGUCAGCUCGAGGUCCUCAAGCGGUGUUGGACGAUCGAACGCCAGUGGUCAAGGAUUCCCCAACCACUCCUCAUCUAGACAACAACAGACCUCAGCUACAAGGACCUCAAUUCGCGACAACCAAUUUACCCAUGGAAAUGGAUGUGACCCAGACGAGCAUCAGUGCCAGCCCUGGGGGCAUUCUGCCCAGGCCGCGCUCGGCGACAAACUAUCAGGCCGCCAUGGAUUGGUAUCUCAAGGCCGCUCAGCAAGGACAUGCCUCCGCACAUUACAACAUCGGUGUACUUUAUAACAACGGCCAAGGUGUUCCCCAGGACUAUGCACAGGCGAUGGAAUGGUACCUCAAAGCCGCCGAUCAAGGAUACGCCAAUGCACAAUACAAUAUCAGCUCCUGCUACGAGCGUGGUCAAGGCGUUCCUCAAGACUACGCACAGGCGAUGGAAUGGUACCUCAAAGCCGCCGAUCAAGGAUACGCCAAUGCACAAUACAAUAUCGGCUCCUGCUACGAGCGUGGUCAAGGCGUUCCUCAAGACUACGCACAGGCGAUGGAAUGGUACCUCAAGGCCGCCCAGCAAAGAAAUGCCUCCGCACAAUUCAGCAUUGGCGUCCUAUACGACAACGGCCAAGGUGCUCCCCUGGAUUAUACAAAGACCGCAGUGUGA
Linnemannia hyalina is the source of this 1131-nucleotide messenger RNA. NCBI's taxonomy places the organism in Eukaryota, Fungi, Mortierellomycota, Mortierellomycetes, Mortierellales, Mortierellaceae. The record is from the annotation of a GenBank genome assembly.